Messenger RNA from Leucoraja erinaceus (little skate), 6427 nucleotides. Its product is annotated as stearoyl-CoA desaturase 5-like. The record is from RefSeq and is a predicted model, not a curated record. Gene Ontology annotation, biological process: lipid metabolic process. The coding region runs from base 132 to 1055 and encodes 307 amino acids. The transcript is spliced from 5 exons. Gene Ontology annotation, molecular function: oxidoreductase activity, acting on paired donors, with oxidation of a pair of donors resulting in the reduction of molecular oxygen to two molecules of water. NCBI's taxonomy places the organism in Eukaryota, Metazoa, Chordata, Chondrichthyes, Rajiformes, Rajidae.
GUGUUGGUGGAGGAGGAGGUGAUGGUGAUGGUGAUGAUGAUGGUGGUGGUGGUGGUGGUGGUGCACGGCCAGCGAUCCCAGCCCCUCCCUCCCACAGCCUGAGCCGCUGACCGCGUCUCCCACAGUCAGCCAUGGGGAAUGCGGAGAAGGUGCUAGAAGGGGCGGCGGGGGUCGUCCCCGUCUCCCUGCACAAGAUCGUGUGGAGGAACGUGGUGCUGAUGUGUCUGCUGCACCUGGGCGCCCUGUACUCGCUCAUCCUCAUCCCGCAAGCUCAUCCGCUGACCUGCCUCUGGGCUUACGUAUGUUUUCUGAUAACUGCUCUCGGAGUGACGGCUGGUGCACACCGUUUGUGGAGCCAUCGGUCUUACAAGGCAAAGCUGCCAUUACGGGUGUUCCUGGCUGCUGCCAACUCCAUGGCUUUUCAGAACGACAUCUACGAGUGGUCUCGGGAUCACCGGGUGCAUCACAAAUACUCUGAGUCGAAUGCUGACCCUCACAACGCCACCCGUGGGUUCUUCUUUUCCCAUAUUGGUUGGUUGUUUAUUCGUAAACACCCGGAUGUGACGGAAAAAGGAAAGAAGCUGGAUGUCAGUGAUCUCCUUACUGACCCCGUUGUUCUGUUCCAGAGAAAGUAUUACAAGACCUCGGUUUUAAUCAUGUGUUUCUUAAUGCCAACUUUUAUCCCCUGGUACUGCUGGGGCGAGGGUCUCUGGAAUUCCUACUUCCUGGCUUCCAUCCUUCGGUACACCGUUUCACUGAAUGUCACAUGGCUGGUGAACAGUGCUGCUCACAUGUAUGGAAACAGACCCUACGACAAGCACAUCAAUCCAAGAGAAAACAGAUUUGUUACUUUUGGAGCACUCGGAGAAGGAUUCCACAACUAUCACCAUACGUUUCCAUUCGACUACUCAACAAGUGAAUUUGGGUUGCGGCUGAACCCAACAACGUGCUUUAUCGAUUUCAUGUGUUGGCUUGGUUUGGCAAGUGAUCGAAAACAAGCCUCAAAGCAAAUGAUUGAAGCACGUAAAUUGAGGACUGGGGAUGAAAGUGCUUGAAAAGAAACAAGUCUCAAAAUUCCAAGCAGAGUGUCCGUAUGUUUAAAUUUGUUGUUAUUUUGACUUGGAAAUGUAGUCAUUGCAUUUCAAGCUUGUGAAAAAUGGUAGUGCAUUUUGCUUUAUGGCCUGUUCGAUUUUUUCUCAAUUUAACUCCUUCCAGUCCGAGUAUGUCAACUAUAUUCUACCGACAGCAUAAAGCCCUGCUUAGUCUGCCAUCAGUGGUCUUGUGUAUUAAGUGGCAGAAAUAUCCUAUACAUUGUCUAAUCAAUAAACUGUAUAUCAAUCUAGUUUGCAUCAGUAAACUAUCAGUAUAAUGAAUUCAUGAAGCAGGCUUGUGAAAUGUUUCCUUCUCUAGCAAGCUAAAGCAAUGCUCUUGCAAUAAAAUCAACUUUAAUGUUUUGGGCUUGAAGUGAUUUAAGCUUACAAGAUUUUGUUUUAAUGUUUGUGCUGAUGAUGUUGAUAUUUUGUAUUUUAGUUUAUUUGAAACUGUAAACUUUGUAAUAGGAAGUAGUUAUUGAGAAGAAAAAGAGUGGUCUUGGUAUUAUGAUGUCCUAGUGUAAGUGAUUGUAACCAAUUUUUGUCUAAUUUGAAACGAGUUUAUUUAAUUCUGGUAAGGUGAUGAAUUGGAAAACUGUCCUUUUUAGAUAUCUGUGUGAUGAGGAGAUUUUAGAGGUACAAAUAGGAAUCUUUUUCUAAGGUUCAUCAGAUGUGGCACAUAUUGUGUUUUGGGAAGAUUAUAUUAAAAGCUUUUAAUCUUUUUUGAAACCAAACCAUGCAACAACUAUAUGGUUUGCAUUUUAAUUUGAGGAUAUUAACUUUGUGCUUGGGGUUUCCCAUGUGUAGUUGGAUCUCUUGCAUGUAGAGACAUAUGAAUUGGGCAGGAAAAUACUUUGCUCAGUGGUAAGGAAUUAACACAGAAGUGACAAACUACAGGAUAUAUGAGAAACAUUCCAAAAAACUUGAGUUCAUGUUUCUAGAACUUUUCUGACUUAAAAAAUUAAACCUUUUGGCUCCACUAUCAUUUGUUGCUUAUAUAUUAAAUUUUAGAAAUUUGAAAAUCAAAAUAAUUACAAUUCCAAGACAAGGCCUGUCUGGGUGUACUUGAUGUUGCUUUCUGAAAACCCCAGAAAAAAUUAAGAGACACUAGCUUACAAAAAUGGCAUUUAAUCAGUGCAAAUAAGAACUAACUUCUGAAACUACUAUUUAAAAACUAUUGAAAGGAAAUUGCAAUGGUUUUGUUACCAGUGAGAUAGCUGCUUUUCAGGGGGGUGUGUGUGUGUGUGCGCACACGUGUGUACAUGCAUGAGAGAGACAUGGAGAUUGAGAAAAAGAAGAGAUACAGGGAUAGUUAUAUGGAGUAAGACAUGUCACACUUUAUAACAACUUGGCAAAUAUUAUUUAAUUGAAUAUAAAAAUGAGAAUAACAAAAUCUCUGAUGGGUGCAAUGCAAUCAAUGAGAUUGGGUUCAUCCAAUAGAUGUUCUUGCGUAAUCCAUUUGUCCACUAGAUUGUGAACUACUCAAGGAUAAUCAGCUGUUCCUUGUUCAUGAGUCAAAUUAUCUCUUUAAUAGCUUGUGAAGUGUCCAUUAUUUCUAUUUUAUUCAUGAUAAAACAGAAGAUUACACCAAAUAUUUUUUCUUGCAUCCAAAUAAACCAAAGUCUGACCUUGCCAUUAUGUAUCAAUUUGAGUUUAGUAAAUUAAGAACCAAUACUAAUGAAAUGCAUUUUAAGAGCUUAUAAUUAGUAUGCCAAGUAAAUGUGACUUUAAAAUUACCUUUAAAGGCAAUACUGUGUGAAGACAGAUUAACCAGUUGUGUGUGUCAGCACUAGUAAACGCGAAAAUAAAGUUGCGUAGAAAGGAACUGCAGAUGCUGGUUUAUACUGAAGAGAGACACAAGUUGCUGGAGUAACUGGAUCAGGCAGCAUCUCUGUAGAAAAAGGAUGGGUGAGGUUUUGGGUCAGGACCCUUCUUCAGACUGAAUGUAGAGAGAAGGGAAUCGAAGGUAAGACAAGGCCUGAACAAAGCAGGACCAGCAACAGAUGACCAAGGGUGGAGCCCAACCCCCUGCAUUCCCUUUCUUCUCCCCCCCCCCCCCCCAAGUCAUUCUACUAAUUCCACUGUUCGCAUCCUUGUAUUCCUUCGUUAUCACUUCCCCAGCCAGCAAUGGGCCAUAUGGGCUCCACCCUUCCUUGAUCAUCUGUUGCAGACAUUGCUUUGUUCAGGCCUUUUCUUACCUCCAGUUCCCUCCUCUCUACUUUCAGUCCGAAGAAGGGUCCUGACCCGAAACAUCACCCAUUCUUUUUCUCCAGAGAUGAUGCCUGAUCCGCUGAUUUACUCCAGCAUUUUGUGUCAUUCUCCAAAAUAAAGUUGCCUGCCUCUUACUGAGGGAUUAAAUGUCUUUCCAUGGGAAUAGGGGCAUGUGUGUGCUGAACAUUAAAUGGAAGCCUUGUUUUUCCUUGUAUGUUUGAGGUGACCUGUGAACCUAGUACAUGGGAAAGCAAGAAGAAAAUAAAUUGAAACAAUACUACACCAUUUAUCGUAGUGGAUUAGUAUGUGCAUCCUGCAAACAAUACAACACAGAUAUAAAUGAUAGUUUACAGGCCUAACCAAAAAUGAAGGCUCCAGUUGAACUUGGUGCCUAUCCAAUACCUAGGAGGAAAUUGGCACAUGGUUCCCACUCAGAAUUGCCAAUCCGCAAACCCUGUUAAAGGACAAGUAAGUGGAAAUGUUGAUUGUCUAAUGAUCAAAUAACCCACAGGAGUUCACUAACAAGGUGACAACAAAUGAAUAUUUCCGGCAGCAAAUUCUGAAAAUUCCUUUAAUGACUUUUUCAUUCGGGUGCCCUAUGUACAUUUUAGCUUUGGGACACAGUUCCCUUUAGCACAGAGUCUACCAUUUUCCAAUCUUCUGAUUACAGGUAUUGUUCUGGAGGAUGGAAAACUGAUAAUAUAAUGGCAAUGUUUGUAAAGAGAAAAGGAUAGACCUAGAAGAUGCAGUCAAUCAUUGUCAAAGUAUUGGAAAAUGUCAAUACGUCACCAUAAGUUAGCGAAGGGCAGGUGGCAUGGAUAGGUUAAGGUGUGGCUGAGUCAUUGAAUUGUAACUUUUGAAGAUGUGACCAGGAGGGUCAAUGAAAGCCCAAGAAUCGAUGCAGUCUACACAGACUUUUAGAAAGCCCAUUGCCAAAUUCCUGUUUUGGUAAAUUAAUGAGGAUGCACUAGCAUAUGCUGAACACAGAAAAGUGGCAAAUUAAAUGUUAAGAUUUCUCACUGGGAGAAAACUAGUUAGGGGCAUGUGUGUGCUGGACAUUAAAUGGAAGCCUUGUUUUUCCUUGUAUGUUUGAGGUGACCUGUGAACCUAGUACAUGGGAAUUGAAUUGUAACUUUUAGUGAGGAAAACAGAUUUCAGAGGGUUUCUGUAAAGCUCAGAAUAAGGCUCUUAUUGUGGGAUAAAACAUCAAUAAUUGCAUUUUGUGAUAGCUCAGAUUUAAAUAUAGAAGCUAUCAUGAACAUAUUGCCAACUUUGGCAUCAUUUGCAAUGUGAGGAAGAGAGCUCCAGACUAUAGUUGAUUGAUUAAGAAGGCAUACAACGCUUAUUGUUACCAGCCGAGUUAUGGAAAAUGAAAACAGAAGUUACACCGGCAUUGUAUACAACAGUAAAAUAUUGUACGUAGCUAUACACCAGACUACAGAAAAGAUCUAAAGGCACCCAGAGAAAGUGUGCUAGAGAUUUGAGGAAGUUGCCAGAGCUGAGGAAUUAUAGUUGGGAGAAAAGACAGAGUAUUUGUGGAACAUACGGGAUUGAGGAAAGAUCAAAUUGAGGGGCACAAGUUAUGAGACACCUAGACGAGAGUGUAUAGGAAGGACCUAUUUCAUUUGGUUGUGGUCAACAAGAGAAUAUAGAUUUAAGUGGUUAAAGAAUUGGAUGGCAGUGCAUUCACCCAAAGAAAAUGGGGGUCUGGAAAUCAUUGCCCAUGAGGUUGUGGAACCAGGAACCAUGACGAUAGUUUAAAGGUACCUGGAAGUUCACUUGUAGAGCUAUGACCUAAUAGGGAAUGGACGCGUUAGCCAGUAUAAAUGGCAAUCACUUUUGUUGUAAUUUUAUCUUUAACCUGACAUGUUUGUCACGUUUUCUGUCUGUUCACUAUUGCGGGCCAUCCUUAGAAUGUGGGAUAUAACUUCUGCUGGUGGUAUGAGUGAUAAUGAAUUGUAGAAAGUUUUUUAAGUGCAAUUUUCAAAUGUAUUUCUUUAAAACUUUGGCAACUAAUGCUGAAUUGUACAGCAUAUUCUGAGAAAGGUUGAUGCUGUAUCAUUAUUUUGAGUAUUUUAUGAACUGUGAAUAUUUGAACAUUGUGGUAUCUGGUUCUAUUUUGUUUAUGAUUAGUUACUGGCCUCAUGAGUAAUGUGCCACAUUCAUUUUGGAAAAGAAUCCCAAGCAGACUUAAUCCUGGGACUUCUAUCCAACUGUUUGCAGCAGCCUAUAAAUAAUUGUGCAUUGUGCACAAUUAAUUCUGUAAGGAGAUGCAAUUCAAUUUUAAACUUGUGUUCUCCUAAUAUUAGAUCUCGGCAAAAGCUAGAGCUUCUUGGUGUAUUCAGCAUUUCAAUCCACCUGCUCCUAAGCAACAUUUGCCAAAAUAACAGGGAUGGCAAAGAUGAAUGAAAAUAAAUGUCUUCUUAGUAAAAUGGGGAUCUGACUCUAAAGCACUACUGUGCAUGGUACUUUGGAAUAACCAUACACCAAUAUCAUUAGAUUUAGGUGACAGAUUUGAUUGAUUUUUAGUUGGGAUCUAGAGCUGUUUAAAUACCAGUCAUGUGUAAUUUCUGAUUCAAAUAGGUGGAAAAUAGAAGGAAUCUGCAAGGGCUGGGUUAACCCAUUUUGUAAAAUAAUGCCAAGCCCAAUUUAAAAUUGAAAUAGUGCCCAGCUAGUGUUUAUACCAUGUUUCUGAAUUAUCUCCCCAAAGUAACGUUGAACUGUUGAGUAUCUUGCCUGAACCAAAUACUAAGGCAUUAUCUCAUUUGGGGAAAAGCCUGAGAAAACACCUCAUAAAAUCUGAAGCAGCUACUUGCAUAACCAGAAAACCAGAUCUAAAUUUUGUGUAUUGUCGACAUCAUCGCUGCAAUAGGCUCACAAUUCUCCCCCUCACUUGUGGGGAGAAUAGUAAACGUUUGAGGUCAAUGUUAAUGGAAGUUUUGAAUUUGGCCUCUGAAUACAAAAAUGUAAAGAGGGUAAAAUGGCCAGAAGUUAAACUGAUCAGAAUUGUUAACCCAUUUAUUGAAGCAAAUGUCGUUUGCAUUUUAUGGAGUUCAUUGCUUUCUCAUUAAAUUAAUUGUAGAGUUGAAACAAUUAAAAAUAAAAUGCUGCUAAGUUUGCCUUGC